AUGGACCAGAAACUCAAGGUAAACUCAGUAGGCGUCUAUGAUCAAGCGGCAUCCAAUCUUGUAGCUGUAACUAACUUGGACGGUACUGUUCAGCAGAUACUAGAUAUGGGUGGAGGAAGCUGGGACCGAGAUACUGUUAUCCGUGCACUACAGGCUGCAUAUAAUAAUCCAGAGCGAGCUGUUGAAUACCUCUAUUCUGGUAUUCCAGAGCAAGCAGAAGUUGCUCCUGUUGCGCAACCUCCUGCUGGUGCCCAGCCUGUGGUCACUUCAAUUUAUGAUACACAGCCAGCUGUACCUUCCGGUGGACCAAAUGCUAAUCCUUUAGAUCUUUUCCCACAGGGUCUCCCAACUAUGGGCUCAAAUGCAGGUGCUGGAAGCUUGGAUUUUCUUCGCAAUAGUCAACAGUUCCAAGCCCUGCGAGCUGUCGUGCAAGCCAAUCCUCAAAUCUUGCAGCCUAUGCUUCAAGAGCUUGGAAAGCAAAACCCUCAGCUGGUUCGGCUGAUUCAGGAACAUCAGGCUGACUUCCUACAGCUAAUAAAUGAACCUGUUGAGGAGGGGGAAGGGAACAUAUUAGGGCAACUUGCUGAUGCAAUGCCACAGGCUGUAACUGUUACACCAGAAGAGGGUGAAGCAAUUGCACGUCUCGAGGCAAUGGGUUUCGAUCGUGCGUUGGUAGUGGAUGUAUUCUUUGCCUGCAACAAAAAUGAGGAGCUUGCGGCCAACUACCUAUUAGACCACAUGCACGAGUUUGAUGACUGAAAUUUUGUUGAUGUCUUCUUAUGUACAACGUUUUUGUCUUCUUGCUAGCUCGUCGGUAUUCAUAUAUUCCCCAGACAAGAUAUAUUUUUGGAACAUUUGUCCCAAUUCUCUGUUGCCUUUUACUGCCUUACCAAACAUUUGGAUUUCGCCAUUCAUUUCUAGUAACUGAAGCAAUUUAAUCUUCUCGCAUUGAAUUCAACUGCCAGAUUGCUGAAAA
Messenger RNA from Salvia splendens (bonfire salvia), 976 nucleotides. RefSeq names its product ubiquitin receptor RAD23d-like. The record is from RefSeq and is a predicted model, not a curated record. Gene Ontology annotation, cellular component: nucleoplasm; cytosol. NCBI's taxonomy places the organism in Eukaryota, Viridiplantae, Streptophyta, Magnoliopsida, Lamiales, Lamiaceae. Gene Ontology annotation, biological process: nucleotide-excision repair; proteasome-mediated ubiquitin-dependent protein catabolic process. The coding region runs from base 1 to 759 and encodes 252 amino acids. The transcript is spliced from 8 exons. Gene Ontology annotation, molecular function: ubiquitin binding; polyubiquitin modification-dependent protein binding; damaged DNA binding.